Pseudophryne corroboree (corroboree frog) is the source of this 7148-nucleotide messenger RNA. It is a transcript of the gene ZNF281, whose product is annotated as zinc finger protein 281. Bases 349 to 2787 code for a protein of 812 amino acids. The transcript is spliced from 6 exons. Gene Ontology annotation, molecular function: DNA-binding transcription factor activity, RNA polymerase II-specific. The record is from RefSeq and is a predicted model, not a curated record. Gene Ontology annotation, biological process: regulation of transcription by RNA polymerase II. Lineage: Eukaryota; Metazoa; Chordata; Amphibia; Anura; Myobatrachidae. Gene Ontology annotation, cellular component: nucleus.
GGACAAGCGUAGCCGCCGCCGUAGAGGAUCGCGCAUGCGCAGUGAAAGGCUUACUGGUCUACGCGCCUGCGCAGACUGAAUCUUCAACAGCUUCUAUUGUGGACCUUUCGGGCGUCGUGUUUCUUAGUAGGCCUGCGGUCAAUGACGGUAUUGUUUCCCACCGAGGGCCCCCGGCGAUCGGUGGCGGGGUCGGUGGAAGGGGGAGAGGCGGUACUGUGAGGAUGUGCGAGCGUGUGAAGACCUAGUCGGCUGCUUCCCCCGAUACUAGGUAGCGGCGCGGCCCGUUACCUCGGCAGCCCCCGCUCUCAUCUCUUCGCUUUCACCUUCACGGGGGUUCCGGGGCGCACAAUGGAGCCCACGUUCCCCCCCGGCAUGCUCAUGUUUAGCCACCUCCCGCCGGUCACCACCUUCGCUCGCCUGGGCUCAGACCUGCUGCCCCCGCCACCGAUGUUACCGGGCCCGGGGGACAUGAUCCUGAAGAAGGAGCCUGGCUCCCCACCUCACCCGGCGGACUACCUGCACGGCCUGACGGGGAUCAAGCAGGAGAAGAUCGGCGAGCACGAGCAGUACCACUACUACGGGGAGAGGCAGGCCGAGAUCCUGGAGGUGACGGUGGGAAGCCCGGGACUCAUCCCAGAGUUGGGCCUGAACAGAGAGGUGAGCUAUGGCAGCGCUGCAGCAUCCUCCCCGGGCAGAACAUGGCGGGGGGAGCUGUUAAUAAGAACCGAAAAAAAUGGCUGCGUUCCAAAACAGAGUCCAUCCAUGAAGAAGACCAGGCGUCCAAGCUCAGAAGCUCAGGAAUCAAAAUCCAAACGCAGGCGGACUGACUCUUCUAAAUCAUUAGGUGGUGAUGGUGAAGCUGCUAAUCUGUCUCCAAAUCAGAAACCUCAUAUAUGUGAGCACUGCACUGCCGCUUUUAGGAGUUCCUACCAUCUGCGCAGGCAUGUGCUCAUACAUACAGGUGAAAGACCGUUUCAGUGCAGUCAAUGCAAUAUGAGUUUCAUUCAGAAGUAUUUGCUGCAGCGGCAUGAAAAAAUACAUAGUGGAGAAAAACCCUUUAACUGUGAUCAGUGCAACAUGAAGUUUAUACAGAAGUACCACAUGGAGCGACACAAGCGGACACACAGUGGAGAAAAGCCAUACAAGUGUGAUACAUGUCAGCAGUACUUCUCAAGAACAGAUAGGUUGCUGAAGCACAAAAGGACAUGCGGUGAAACCAUGAAUAAAGGAGCCUUGGAGCCUGGGUCAUCAAAUCCUAAUAUGGAUAGUUUAUCUGGCAACUUUGAUCUAUCUCAGGGAAAUUCCAAUUUUUCUGGGCGCAAGAAAAGCAAGUCUAGAAAUGGUUCCUCACAUAAGGACCAUAAGCAAGGCAACAAACUAAAUGAGUCACAUAUGGUAGCUGGUUUAGACAUUCAGGCUUAUGCAGUGGAUGUCCCAAAUGUGUCUUCCGGUAGUAUUUCAUCUGGCACUUGUAUGGAUGAAUUGGACACCAAGAUGCCAAAAUUAGUGUUCAAGAAGGUAAGCCGGAAACAGGCAGAAAAGAAUGACCUCUCCAUGGAGUCUGUGUCAGCCAACAUGGUUAUUCAUAAACUUUCAAACAAACAUAAUGGCCCUCUUGAUAUGGUGGGAAAUACCAAUGUGGACACCAUGAAUCUCCUUCAGAGUUCAGGUAUCAAAGGUUCUACAAGUAGCAAUUAUGAUGAUGCAAUGCAGUUCUUGAAAAAAAGAAGAUAUUUACAAGCUGCUGGCAACAACAAUGCCUAUGCUGUGAAUGUAGGGCAUAUGGUGGCACAACAGUCUGUAAUUCAGUCUGCAGUUUCUAGUGUCGAUGGGGACAGCCCGUUAACACUUAUAGAUUCACAGGCAUUGAAUGUUGAAAUAAAGAACUGUCAUGACAAGUCUGUCAUUCCUGAUGAGAUUCUUCAGAGUAUCUUGGAUCACUACAGUCAUAAAUCGGUUGGGCAUCCUGAUAUUUCUUUCAACAUUGCUGAACACCAUGUAGAACUUCAAACGGGAGAUGGCAGUGAUUUAGUUCACGAAGAUGUCUGUUCAGAUUCUCAGUCUACACCAAAUGAUAAGGCCAAUAUGUUUCAGGAGUAUUCAAAAUAUCUUCAGCAAGCUUUGGAGAGAACAAGCCAUACAACGUCAUUCCCACUGGGGCCGAGUUUACAAUUCGUAAGCCUGUCUUCAUCUCUCGCAAACCAUUCUCUUUUUCCCGACAAACAAAUUUACACUACAUCUCCUCUUGAGUGUGGGUUCAGUCAGUCGGUAACUUCAGUAUUACCGUCCACUUUCCCAAAGUCGCACUUUGGCAUGGUGGUGAGCCCCCAAACUGGAUUUGCAUUGUCCUUGGAGGCAGCACAUCAGCAGUUGACUCCUUCACAAGAGUUGGCUGAACAAAUAGAGUCACAGAAAACCUUAGAUACGUCCUCUAGCUACCAGAUUUCAUCUCAGGAAUUGAAUGGGCAGAAAGAUCAACAAAAAAGCCUGGAGUCAACUUCAGGUUUUCACCUUCAACCUCAGGAUUUGGCCAGUCCUUUAGAACAGCGGAAGGACCUCAGACCACAAGUAACUUGCCAGAUAGAGAACUUUGCACAAGCAUUUGGUUCCCAAUUUAAAUCUGGUAACAGGGUGCCAAUAUCAUAUAACACUAGUACUGAUGGUGGUGUGGAUCAUAGGUUGAGGACUUCAAAUCCAGAAUUCUCAGGGUACACAAAUUUGUUAUCUGAUGUAAAUGAAACGGGUAGUACAAGAGUCAAGACAUCAAGUAGUCAAGGCUUCAGGUGAGGCUGUAAGUUUGCCCAGGCAUUUGAGGUCUUUUAAAACAUGGUGUAUUUUUUGUUUUGAUAACACUGCCAUUAGAAUGUUUCUACACAAUCGUAAUAAGAAUUAUGUAAUCUAUGCCCUGUCAAUGCAAUUUAUUGUUUUUCGUUUUUUAUUUUAAUUAUUAUUAUUAUGAAAGUGUUGUGAUAGUUCAGCUUGUACCUAAUUUUUAAAUUCAAAUUUAAUUAGUUGGGGGGAGGGACGGGGAACAGGGUAGCCAAAACAUAAUUUCAGAGAGAACUGCUUGGCAGUCUUUUUCCUCAAUUGCAAAUUUCUUUAAGGACUGAUAAAAUGCCCAUUGUCAAACCAUAAAAAAGCAGGAUAAAAAUGAUUGGACUCAGGAAUGGAGUUUUGAGCAGAGGCACAUAAUAUAUGAAAAUUCCUUUUAAACAGUGAAACUUGCUGUUUUCACUCUUGUCCUAACAAUUUCAUAUCUUCAGACUAGUUCAUGCCUGUAACCUGUAUUCCAAUAUAUAUUUAAUAUUCUCUGCAAAAGCUUUAAAUUAACAAACUUAAAAUACUAUCAAGAUUUUUGACAAAUUAUGUAUGUACAGUGUUCUCUUUAUUUUUUCCUUUGAUAUACCUCAUUUUUACUGUUCAUGCAGCAUUCAGGAACAUAUGUAUUUUGCAAUAUCGUUCAAAAUAAUAAAAGAAAACAUUGUGUUCAAAUUAUUUUAUAGAUAUGUCUAGAAUGUUAUAAAAUGAAUACAGCCUGUAUACCAGUAAACAGCAUAGUAUUCAUUAUGUUGUCUCUGUAUUAGACAAACAAACCACAUUGGCUCAAUCACAUAGAAAUAAGAAUAUAUAUGUAUAUCCACUUCAGAAUGCAUACUGCGUCUCUAUAAAUAGAGAUAAGUGGAACCUGGCGGACUAUUACCAGUUCUAAAAGCAAAUGCAAAAGCCGAGUUGACAUUGUACCUUUUUUUUUUUUUUUUUAUGUGUCAAACUGUUUCACUCCUUUUUAAUGUAGAUCACAUGCGCUUCAUCAUAAAUUGUUGACUGCUCAUCCUUGUGCCACACACCAUGUAGAAUUAAGUAGAAUUAUUUUAUAUUCUGAUACCCCUCCACAUCCUUUCCCUGCCAUAAGUCUUAAUGUAAAGAAGUACCCGGCUGUUCCAGAGGUUUCAUUGAACUUCUCAUUUUAAGUUGGUUACAUAAUGAUGAUUGAGUUUGAUGCAGUUGCUAAUCAAAUGGUGUAUAAGUGACUACAAAAAAUGUGUGGUGUGUAGCCAUUAAUUAUUAGGUCUGAAUAUCGUUCCUAAAUAUGACCCUCUCAAUUAACUUGAGUCCUCUGUGGAAUAAUGGCUCUAGUCAGUAGCAUGUUCCCUCUUUUAUUAUAUGAAAAUAGUUAUAGCUGCUUGGCAAUAUUUACAGUAAAUCUUUGGAAAGUAAAAGAUAAAAGGAAAUGAGGCAGAUGUAUUAAUCCUGGAGAAGUGAUAAAGCAAUGAUAAGUGCAAGGUGAUAAAACACCAGCCAGUCAGCUCCUAACUGUCAAUUUACAUAUUGGAGCUGAUUGUCAGGUACAUUAUCACCUCGUACUUAUCACUGCUUUUAUCACUUCUCCAGGCGUAAUACAUCUGCCCCAGUGUGUUUUUAAGCCGUGUGUUCCUUGCGUUCAGAUUGUGCAUAUUCUUUGUUUUAUCUUUUACCUGUGUUUUUCUCUCGAAACUCCUCUUCUGGCUUCUUUGUUACAGAUAAUAGCUGGCUUUUUAAAAUAAGAAAAAAAACUAUAUUGGUAGGCAUUUAAAAACUGUUCUACAGAUAACAAAUAGGUGCUACACAGAGCAACCAAUUUUACUUAUUUUACUUUCAUUUUAUGAGUCAACCAUAUCAACUAGUUUGACUUUUUUCUUUUCCCUAUUGCAGCAUCCCAAUUUUAAAAUAAUUAACUGUACAGCAGUCUUAUAAAUGCUGAACCCCACCCCCAUCUGUUAAGACCAAUUAUAUAUUAUUGUGCGUGGGGGUAGUGAACAGUAGAGUACUAAUGUUUCUGUGACUCUUAUCUCUAUUAUCACACGUUGGAUUUUGUAAAAGAAAAAAAUCUUAAUAGUUUUUGGCUUUCUAUACAGCAUCAUGGGGCAAUUGUAUAAAACCUUCUACAGAGUAGAAAAUAGGGUAAUUGGAUAAGUUGCACAUAGCAACCAAUUACUGUAAUAUUCUAGUUAGACAUUUUAUAGAAUUCACUUGAUAAAUGCCAGCUAGAAGCUGAUUGCUGUAACUUCACUCUUUAGAAGGUUUGAUAAAUUUCCAUGUUUAAAAUUAGUUUUCUAUUUGCUUACAUUGUUUGUAAGAUGAGCCUUUUUGCCAUGUGAGUAGACUUGUAUUGCAACCAGUUUCUUUACAAGUUGAAGAGUGAAAUGAAACGGUACAUUACUUUUUAAGUAUAGCUAAAAUAUAAUAUCCUAAAAUGCUUAUUAAUAAAAUAAGCAAAUCAAGUUUGAAAGUUAAGUGCUCCAUUCACAGUACUUACGCUUGACUUUUUAAAUCAUGUCACUUAUCAAUUUUGUAAACAAAAGUGUUAUAAGUAAUAACCUUCCAUUGUUUUCAUCAGCCAUUGCUCAUUUCGAUCACGUUUUUAUGUUUAUGCACUAGCUAAUAGAGAAGAAGAAAAAAAUCCAAGGGGCUGUUUUUUUACACAGGUGGGCUUUUGCUGUAAAUUGGCGUGCUGCACAUAAGUAAUGACUAAAAAGUUGCAGCAACACAGGGUGCCUUUAGAUGUAAAGUGUACCUAAUUUCUGGGCCAAUCCGUUUUGAUCCACUCAGAACUAUUUAGUGAUAUCAUUGUAGUCAAUUGGCUGCAUCCUGAUUGGUUUAGUUUAGUCCUUAAAUGUCUGCAUCCACUUUGUGCAGGUGACUGGUUCACUUUUCAAUCAAAUAUAAAUUAGAUGGUUUGCUUCAUUAAAUGGAAAGUUAGGAUAAUGGGUGAUGCAGCAAGGUUGCACAUGUGUUUUGAUACAAUGUUAAUGUGAUUUUUAUUGAUGUUUUGGAGGGGAAAUAAUGCUUCUGAUAUUGAGGCCUAAAUGUGAGUUGGAAAUUUUCACCUCGACCUUCUUGUUACAUUUUUAUUUGAUCUGGAUAAUUGUUUAUUUUUUUCCAGUGGGUUGCAGUCUAUUCAUGUAGCUCAUUUUUUGUGUGUUCUGUAUUUAAAGUGUAAUUGUUGCCUACAUAAUGCAACUUGGCAAUUCCCUAGCAGCCGGUGGGUGACCUCACUGAUCUGUGAGGUUAAUAGUUCCUAAGGAGUUAAUAAGCUGUGUUCUCCUAAUCGGUGAAUAAAAGCCCAAAUAGCUUUCUCCACUGUGUAGACAACAUGUACACCACAUGCAUUGUCCAUUUCAAACGGGUACAUGCUUUGAAAUCAGUAUUAUGGUGAUUUUUUUUUUUUGUAUGAGAUGUCGUUGUACAUAUGGGUUGGCUGUGCAAUAAAAAAAAAAUAUAACUUUUUUUUUUUUUUUUUUUUUUUUCAACUCCAUGCAACAGUAUGCACAUUUGAAAUCCUUGUUCUUAAUUUCCAGUUGUAUACAAAGGAGGGGAAAAAUGCCACAGUGUAAAGCCAUUUUAAUGUAAAGAUGCAAGUUUGUCCUUUUUAAUUAUUGCUGCUGCAACAAUGACAGUUACGCAGGUUGAUAUACAUUUCCAAACAACUCGUUAAGCAGGUGGCUUCGGUUCAAACUGACGUUGGUUACUAGUGUUGAGUAAGGUCCCUUUUGUGUGUGUCUUUUUUGUUUUUUUUGUCCGAACAAUCUGCUGUGGAAACUGCUCUCUAACAAAUCGUUGGGGCUAAAAGUGUUCAUAAGAAAACAAACUUGGAAGUAUUAUUGCCUUUUACAAUUAUGAUUUGCCUGUGUAAUUUCAUAAUGUCCCUGUGUAUGUACUGUUUAUGGUCUAUUUAUACACUACAGCAAUGCAAUGUGUGUUUUAAGAUAAUCAGAACUUGCAAUUGUACAAGAUAUCUGCAAUUUAUCAAACCGGCCCUGUUUUUAUAUAAAUGAAAUAUAAAAAUAUAUAAAUAGAGCGAUGAAGUUACUGUUUUGAAAUGUGUAAAACGUUCUCCGGAUGCGCCAAAUUCCAGGAAUAUUUUGAAAUCAGUUUAGCUUUGACUAGAUAAGCAGCAGCAUGGACAAGCAAUAUGUUAAUAUUUGUUUUUUGUUUUUUUUUUUAUUAUUAACUUGGACACCGAAAUAGAAAAUAUGGAUUUAUCUUCUGCUGACAGGAUUCCACGUUUACAAAAAAUAGUUUUGGGGGAGUCCAUGAACUUUUUUUUUUAUUUUUAAGGUGGAAGGGGAACAUUUGUGGAUCCUAAGUUAAAAUAAAAAGGUUUACAUUAA